CGUCAAGACGGAGAACGUCUGGGCCUGAACUAACGCUUACUAGCACCUGCUGGGCCAAGUGCUGUCCCGGACACUGGGGACGCGGUGGUCAGGAGGACCGGGCCCUGCGUGCAAGGCCUUGCUCUGGCGAACCGCGGAGAAGAACACAACCAUCAGGUCCACGAGAGGACCCUCCCUUCAGUUCCUCUCUCCCUCCACCUCAGCCACCGCUAGUUCGGGCAAGAGCCCCUGGGGCGACCCCGCCCCUUCCGCUCUGGAGACCAGCCAAUGAGACCUCGAGGCCGAGACUCGAGGACCAGCCAGAGGGCGGCACACUCACGUGUUUGCGGCCCAGCCCCUUCCGCUCCGGGACACUGGCCAAUGAGGGCGAGAAAUCAUCUCCAGGGGGCGGGUCUGCUAACGGAAAGGGGCGGGGUUCCGUGGCCAGUUCCGGCCGCGUGCUCCCCACCACACAGGUGGGUCGCAGAUCCCCACGAGAGGAGCGCAGGCGGUGCUUGAGUUCUCAUUUCCAGGGGGAUCCCAGCCUCUGCCAAACUCUUCAGACCAGGCGUGAGAAAUAGAGCUGGAAUCGAAACCCUGACAUCUGUCUCACUGCAUCUUCUUUCUGUGCACUGCCUAGAUGGCUGAUUCUGACCCUGGAGAAAGAAACUAUGACAACAUGCUGAAAAUGCUGUCAGACCUGAAUAAAGACUUGGAAAAGCUACUGGAAGAGAUGGAGAAAAUCUCAGUGCAAGCCACGUGGAUGGCCUACGACAUGGUGGUGAUGCGCACCGACCCCUCGCUGGCAGAGUCCAUGCGCCGGCUGGAGGACGCCUUCCUCAACUGCAAGGAGGAGAUGGAGAAGAACUGGCAACAGCUGCUCAAUGAGACCAAGCGUAAACGGUAGCCCCUUGCCCGCCGCGGCCCUGCGGCCCUCAGCCAACGUGGAGAAGCCCCUGAGGCAUGGAGCCCUCUCUGCCGGCAGAGGAACAGUGACCAGAAUAGAUAGCUGUGUGGACCGUACUUGUUUCUCAAUAAACUUAUUUUUAAGAACA
Messenger RNA from Lutra lutra (Eurasian river otter), 1034 nucleotides. It is a transcript of the gene SYCE3, whose product is annotated as synaptonemal complex central element protein 3. Gene Ontology annotation, biological process: spermatogenesis; reciprocal meiotic recombination; synaptonemal complex assembly. Lineage: Eukaryota; Metazoa; Chordata; Mammalia; Carnivora; Mustelidae. The transcript is spliced from 4 exons. Gene Ontology annotation, cellular component: central element. The record is from RefSeq and is a predicted model, not a curated record. The coding region runs from base 620 to 886 and encodes 88 amino acids.